Messenger RNA from Pelobates cultripes (western spadefoot toad), 19966 nucleotides. The record is from the annotation of a GenBank genome assembly. NCBI's taxonomy places the organism in Eukaryota, Metazoa, Chordata, Amphibia, Anura, Pelobatidae.
CAGUAAUCGAUCUGUAAAUGUGACAGUGACAUACAUCUUGCCGUACUGUUUGACAUUACAAGGUGUGUCACUCAGUAUAUCCCUGGUAACGGUGAGCUAAUCAAUAUUUAUGGCAAUCAGCUGGUAUCUCUGGGAAGGUUCCUUCCUGCCCCUCCUGUGAGCUAUUCUGUGCCUGCCCCACAUGGGUAUCAGACAUCCUGCAUUAGCUAGCUGAGACGGGCCAAAGGUGAGUGCAGCAGGCUGGGCUGAACCAGGGAGACAGGUUUACUGUGCACCAUGCCUGCCUUGCAGAGGAGGAAGAGAAUUGGCGUCUGUGUCAACGACAAGAAGAAAAGAAAACUCAACUUUCAUGUCUUUGAGGAACUUUGCAAGUGGGUGAAGUGUGCAGUGUGUGAUUGUGCGUACUGUCUACACUGUGUGUUACCCUAUUGUCUACACUAUAUGCACUGUGUGUGUUACCCUACUGUCUACAUUAUAUGCACUGUGUGCAUUAACCUACGGUCUACACUGUGUGUGUAUUAUCCUACUGUCUACACUGUGUGUGUGUGUUACCCUACUGUCUACACUAUAUGCUCUGUGUGUGUUACCCUACUGUCUACACUGUGUGUGUGUGUGUGUGUGUGUAUUAUCCUACUGUCUACACUGUGUGUGUAUUAUCUUACUGUCUACACUGUGUGUGUGUUAUCCUACUGUCUACACUAUAUGCGCUGUGUAUGUUACACUAUUGUCUGCACUGUGUGUAUGUUACUCUACUGUCUGCACUGUGUGUGUUACCCUACUGUCUGACUCUAUACUAUAUGCACUGUGUGCUGCUCUACUAUGUACAUUGUGUGUUACUCUACUAUAUACACUAUGUGUGUUACUCUACUGUCUGCACUGUGUGUGUGUUACCCUACUGUCUGCGCUGUGUGUUACUCUACUAUAUGUACUGUGUGUAUGUUACUCUACUGUCUGCACUGUGUGUGUUACCCUACUGUCUGACUCUAUACUAUAUGCACUGUGUGCUGCUCUACUAUGUACAUUGUGUGUUACUCUACUAUAUACACUAUGUGUGUUACUCUACUGUCUGCACUGUGUGUGUUACUCUACUGUCUGCACUGUGUGUGUGUGUUACCCUUCUGUCCACACUAUAUGCACUGUGGCACUGUGUGUGUUACCCUACUCUCCACACUGUGUGUGUUACCUUACUGUCUACACUCUGUGUGUGCGUUACCCCACUGUCCACACUGUGUGUGUGUGUGUGGGGGGGGAUGCGUUAUCCUACUGUAUACAUUGUGUGUUACCCUACUGUCUGCACUGUGUGUGUGUGUUACCCUACUGUCUACACUAUAUGCAGUCUGUGUGUUAACCUACUGUGUACACUGUGUGUGUGUGUUUUACCCUAGUGUCUGCAGUAUAUACAAUUCUGCCUCUAGUUAAAAAAUAUUGAGGCAAUUCUACUGGUUAGUCAAUCUGUAACACUGCAUAAAAAUUAUUUGUGAAACGCAAAGUUAUUUUUAUAUCUUACAUUACGAAACCUUUUAUUUUUCAGGAGCCGCGGAUACGAUGUGACGGAUGUAAGUGUGCCAAGCGUUAUAUUACUCUAUAUACCAGCUAUGCGUGCCAGGUGUUAUAUUGCUCUAUAUACCAGCUGUUUGUGCCAGGUGUUAUAUUACUCUAUAUACCAGCUAUGUCUGCAUGGCGUUAUAUUGCGCUAUAUACCAGCUAUGUGUGCCAGGCGUUAUAUUGCGCUAUAUACCAGCUAUUUGUGCCAGGCGUUAUAUUGCUCUAUAUACCAGCUAUUUGUGCCAGGCGUUAUAUUACUCUAUAUACCAGCUAUGUCUGCCUGGCGUUAUAUUGCGCUAUAUACCAACUAUGUGUGAUGGGCGUUAUAUUGCAGCUAUGUGUGCAAGGUAAAAAAUUCAGGUUCAGAUUAAAUAAUUCCCAGGUGAUAAAUUCAAUUAAAAAAAAACUAAUGUUGCCAUUAGGUGGAUCUCUCACUGCCCCUCAGUAACCAAGGUCCCUUUGAUCUGAUUAUACACAAGUUGUCAGACCUUCUUGUAGAAGCUGGCCAAGACCUCAAAUCCCAUUAUCUCGUCCAGCGGCUUCAGGUAAGUCUAAAAUACACUAAGAUGGACUUCUAUUGGAUCUACUGCUCCAUCCUUUAUAUUGUAUCUCCUGCUCCAGCCUUUUAUAUUUUACCUCCUGCUCCAGCCUUUAUAUUGUAUCUCCUGCUACAACCUUUUAUAUUGUGGCCCCUGCUCCAACUUUUUAUAUUGUAUCCUCCUGCUCCAGCCUUUUUAUAUUGUAUCUCCUGGCUCCAUCCUUUUAUAUUGUAAUCUCCUGCUCCAUCAUUGGGCCAUUGUAUCUCCUGCUCCAUCCUUUUUAUAUUGUGCACCUUCCUGCUCCAUCAUUGCCAUUGUAUUCCUGCUCCAUCCUUUUAUAUUGUAUCUCCUGCUCCAUCACAAUAUUGUAUCUCCUGCUCCAUCUCUUAUAUUGUACUCCUGCUCAAUUCCCUUUUAUAUUGUAUCUCCUGCUCCAUCCUUUUAUAUUGUAUCUCCUGCUCCAUCCUUUAUAUUGUAUCUCCUGCUCCAUCCUUUAUAUUGUAUCUCCUGCUCCAUCCUUUAUAUUGUAUCUCCUGCUUCAUCCUUAAUAUUGUAUCUCCUGCUCCAUCCUUUAUAUUGUAUCUCCUGCUCCAGCCUUUAUAUUGUAUCUCCUGCUCCAGCCUUUAUAUUGUAUCUCCUGCUCCAUCCUUUAUAUUGUAUCUCCUACUCCAUCCUUUAUAUUGUAUCUCCUGCUCCAACCUUUAUAUUGUAUCUCCUGCUCCAUCCUUUAUAUUGUAUCUCCUGCUCCAACCUUUAUAUUGUAUCUCCUGCUCCAUCCUUUAUAUUGUAUCUCCUGCUCCAUCCUUUAUAUUGUAUCUCCUGCUCCAUCCUUUAUAUUGUAUCUCCUGCUCCAUCCUUUAUAUUGUAUCUCCUGCUCCAUCCUUUAUAUUGUAUCUCCUGCUCCAUCCUUUAUAUUGUAUCUCCUGCUCCAUCCUUUAUAUUGUAUCUCCUGCUCCAUCCUUUAUAUUGUAUCUCCUGCUCCAUCCUUUAUAUUGUAUCUCCUGCUCCAUCCUUUAUAUUGUAUCUCCUGCUCCAUCCUUUAUAUUGUAUCUCCUGCUCCAUACUUUAUAUUGUAUCUCCUGCUCCAUCAUUAAUAUUGUAUCUCCUGCUCCAUCCUUUAUAUUGUAUCUCCUGCUCCAUCCUUUAUAUUGUAUCUCCUGCUCCAUCCUUUAUAUUGUAUCUCCUGCUCCAUCCUUUAUAUUGUAUCUCCUGCUCCAGCCGUUAUAUUGUAUCUCCUGCUCCAACCUUUAUAUUGUAUCUCCUGCUCCAUCCUUUAUAUUGUAUCUCCUGCUCCAGCCGUUAUAUUGUAUCUCCUGCUCCAUCCUUUAUAUUGUAUCUCCUGCUCCAACCUUUAUAUUGUAUCUCCUGCUCCAUCCUUUACAGGGAGUGCAGAAUUAUUAGGCAAGUUGUAUUUUUGAGGAUUAAUUUUAUUAUUGAACAACAACCAUGUUCUCAAUGAACCCAAAAAACUCAUUAAUAUCAAAGCUGAAUAUUUUUGGAAGUAGUUUUUAGUUUGUUUUUAGUUUUAGCUAUGUUAGGGGAUAUCUGUGUGUGCAGGUGACUAUUACUGUGCAUAAUUAUUAGGCAACUUAACAAAAAACAAAUAUAUACCCAUUUCAAUUAUUUAUUAUUACCAGUGAAACCAAUAUAACAUCUCAACAUUCACAAAUAUACAUUUCUGACAUUCAAAAACAAAACAAAAACAAAUCAGUGACCAAUAUAGCCACCUUUCUUUGCAAGGACACUCAAAAGCCUGCCAUCCAUGGAUUCUGUCAGUGUUUUGAUCUGUUCACCAUCAACAUUGCGUGCAGCAGCAACCACAGCCUCCCAGACACUGUUCAGAGAGGUGUACUGUUUUCCCUCCUUGUAAAUCUCACAUUUGAUGAUGGACCACAGGUUCUCAAUGGGGUUCAGAUCAGGUGAACAAGGAGGCCAUGUCAUUAGAUUUUCUUCUUUUAUACCCUUUCUUGCCAGCCACGCUGUGGAGUACUUGGACGCGUGUGAUGGAGCAUUGUCCUGCAUGAAAAUCAUGUUUUUCUUGAAGGAUGCAGACUUCUUCCUGUACCACUGCUUGAAGAAGGUGUCUUCCAGGAACUGGCAGUAGGACUGGGAGUUGAGCUUGACUCCAUCCUCAACCCGAAAAGGCCCCACAAACUCAUCUUUGAUGAUACCAGCCCAAACCAGUACUCCACCUCCACCUUGCUGGCGUCUGAGUCGGACUGGAGCUCUCUGCCCUAUACCAAUCCAGCCACGGGCCCAUCCAUCUGGCCCAUCAAGACUCACUCUCAUUUCAUCAGUCCAUAAAACCUUAGAAAAAUCAGUCUUGAGAUAUUUCUUGGCCCAGUCUUGACGUUUCAGCUUGUGUGUCUUGUUCAGUGGUGGUCGUCUUUCAGCCUUUCUUACCUUGGCCAUGUCUCUGAGUAUUGCACACCUUGUGCUUUUGGGCACUCCAGUGAUGUUGCAGCUCUGAAAUAUGGCCAAACUGGUGGCAAGUGGCAUCGUGGCAGCUGCACGCUUGACUUUUCUCAGUUCAUGGGCAGUUAUUUUGCGCCUUGGUUUUUCCACACGCUUCUUGCGACCCUGUUGACUAUUUUGAAUGAAACGCUUGAUUGUUCGAUGAUCACGCUUCAGAAGCUUUGCAAUUUUAAGAGUGCUGCAUCCCUCUGCAAGAUAUCUCACUAUUUUUGACUUUUCUGAGCCUGUCAAGUCCUUCUUUUGACCCAUUUUGCCAAAGGAAAGGAAGUUGCCUAAUAAUUAUGCACACCUGAUAUAGGGGUGUUGAUGUCAUUAGACCACACCCCUUCUCAUUACAGAGAUGCACAUCACCUAAUAUGCUUAAUUGGUAGUAGGCUUUGGAGCCUAUACAGCUUGGAGUAAGACAACAUGCAUAAAGAGGAUGAUGUGGUCAAAAUACUCAUUUGCCUAAUAAUUCUGCACUCCCUGUAUAUUGUAUCUCCUGCUCCAUCCUUUAUAUUGUAUCUCCUGCUCCAUCCUUUAUAUUGUAUCUCCUGCUCCAUCCUUUAUAUUGUAUCUCCUGCUCCAUCCUUUAUAUUGUAUCUCCUGUUUGAUCCUUUAUAUUGUAUCGCCUGCUCCCUCCUUUAUAUUGUAUCUCCUGCUCCAUCCUUAAUAUUGUAUCUCCUGCUCCAACCUUUAUAUUGUAUCUCCUGCUCCAUCCUUUAUAUUGUAUCUCCUGCUCCAUCCUUUAUAUUGUAUCUCCUGCCUCAUCCUUUAUAUUGUAUCUCCUGCUCCAUACUUUAUAUUGUAUCUCCUGCUCCCUCCUUUAUAUUGUAUCUCCUGCUCCAACCUUUAUAUUGUAUCUCCUGCUCCAUCCUUAAUAUUGUAUCUCCUGCUCCAACCUUUAUAUUGUAUCUCCUGCUCCAUCCUUUAUAUUGUAUCUCCUGCUCCAUCCUUUAUAUUGUAUCUCCUGCUCCAUCCUCCUUUAUAUUGUAUCUCCUGCUCCAUCCUUAAUAUUGUAUCUCCUGCUCCAUCCUUAAUAUUGUAUCUCCUGCUCCAUCCUUAAUAUUGUAUCUCCUGCUCCAUCCUUAAUAUUGUAUCUCCUGCUCCAUCCUUAAUAUUGUAUCUCCUGCUCCAGCCUUUAUAUUGUAUCUCCUGCUCCAUCCUUUAUAUUGUAUCUCCUGUUCAAUCCUUUAUAUUGUAUCUCCUGCUCCAACCUUCCUCUUGGUGUCUGUAAAAUAUUCCCACAAAGUGCAGCUUGAAAAGACCUCUUAUAGAGAGAUCAAUACAUUGCUCUCUGCAGGAUGUUUCAAUAAAGCUGGCUUCACUGAGCCCUGGUUUGCCCGAACCUUCUUUGGUUUUCCUUGUGUCUUUGUUAAUAAGUCAUCAUUAUGAUUUAUUAAGUGCUCCCUGUCCCCAUUGCUAUCACUGUUAAUGGUAUUACCCAAAAGCUCACAAUCUCCCUCCCUCCCCCCUACCCCCCCAUUCACGCAGUAAGUCUUGCUAUGAGGGGAACCAGACACAAGUGAUAUCUGUGUAAUCUGAACCUUAUUGUGAUGUGGGUUAAUAUAGUAUAACCUUCUAGAAGUGCCUACCAUAUUAACCACUUCACUACAAAAAUCGAGCAUAAACCUUUUUAUUUUACAGAAUAAGAUUUAGUCCACAAAGCCUCACUCACCCUAAUUUAACCUCCAAUAAUGAUUAUCAGUCUGUAUCAGUAUUGUUAUCAGUCUUUAGAUUAACAAACUUCUCUGCCAGACAUCACUAGUAGCUAAUUUAAUGUCUGCAAUUGUGCUGGAAAUGUCAGCUCACUCCCUGCUUUCAAGCAGCAAAGGAAGGAUCAAUGGGUCAUAACAUUUCUACAAUCAGCUGAACUGCUAGUAAUGCCUUCAGUAUAAUUACAGAUACCUAUAAGCAAGGUAUUUUGACCAUUUUAUAUCUCUUUUUUUUUUCACGCCCAUAUGUGAUAAAAAACAUGUUUUUUCCUUUUUAUAAUAACGUUUUAGACCCUGGGUGAAUAUUGCAAGACAAAGGACAUUGUAUAAUGUCUAAAGCUUUUCAUUUCUCAGAUAUUUUUUAUAAAAUAUGAACAAGUAAGUAAAAAAUAAAAAUUGUGUAAAUUUACAGAAUUUUAAUUUUUAACUUUGUCCACAAAGCAACCUAUAAACAAAACCGAUGUGUUAUGAUAUGGUUGUGCUUGCGAUGCACCCCUCGCUUCAAAUACAUGUUAUGCUAAUAUCAAAUAAAAAAAAGUGCUCGGUAGUUAAGGAAUUAAAGUGUUAUUCCAAGUACUAUGACCAGGUCAGUGAUUUGAAGUGGUCAUGGUGCCUGCAAUCUGUGUGUGCAGUGCUUUACCAUGAAAGGCUGCACAUGCAGAGUUUAACCCUUCUGCUGCCUGAGUUGUAACUACACCUCAUUGGAGAGAUUUAACUCCCAUUGUAAUUGUAGCGUCAUCAGCCAGCUCAGUCCAAGAGUUCCAGCUGGCUAAUGUCAAUUCUGUGCAACUUUCAUUGCACAGAAUGUCAGUCAUUGUCAGUCACCUGAUGCUCUUAGCCAAUGAAUGGUGAGGGCCGCGUUCAGCACAAGCAGAAAGUACAACACAGGACCACCAAGGAGCAUCGGAAACCCAGGUAAGGGGGCAAUCUGUUGCUAAACGGCUUGUCCUAUAACUGGGGAACCAUGCCAGGGUACUCCUGGCAUCAUAACCACUACAGCGGGCUGUAGUGGUUAUGAUGAUUGGAGUAACCCUUUAACCUAUUAAUGUCUGCUUUACAGGUCUAUCUGGACACUCACCCGUACACUAUCCUCCUGGACCCCCUGCCCGCUCUGCACACCCUCCUCGAUCGAUUCCAGUCCUAUCACUUACUGCGCAGCCUGGAGUCCCGCAACAAUGGUCAGUAGGAGAUGGACAACAUACCCCAAAUAGCCUGCUCACGCUGCUUGCUACCAGCUUACUAGAUAGAACAGAGAACAUUGCAGCCAUAUUUACUAAAAACGUGUGCUCGGGUAUAAUGGAGAUCUCUCCUCGAUUGCAUGGUAUAUUCGUGUUGAUGACUGUGUUUUUCUUGUUUUCUCUGAAGGUAUCUGCUCGGUCUUCUCCCCGCCAUGUGUGGAGUUGGUGUCCAAGCAUUGCGAUAUUGUCUCCCUGGUGCGGGCACAUCUCACCUUCCCAAUCAGUAAGGCUGCCAAGGCAGAGUUGAUGACCUCUGAACCCAAUCAUUCCUGGGGUGUGGGGUGUCUAAGUAUGUAAACAGAACAUACAAAGUACAAGUCCUGCAUUUACCAGCGGGCACAGGGCGCCAUGAGCUUAUCUCUUGUUAGUUAGAGAUGUUUCUGGCAAACACAGAUAAGGCUAUUUACUAACGCGGGAGUGGUGGACAAGUGUUCCAAUUUUGUCAUUUUGUCUUCAGAUUUGUUAUUUCUCUGUUAAUUCUCCACAAUAAGCAGUUGUGAAUUACUCCAUUUGUGUUAAUUACGGGAAUAACAAAUCAUUGUUACACAGUUUGUAUCCAUCUUGUAUACAUUUGAAGUAUUACUGUGGAAACUGUAACACAGUCGCUGUGUUAAUAGGAAUGUGGUCCUUCUGAGUAAAAAAUAUGGAUACAUUUAUGCAAACCCCCUCCAGUGUGUCACAUGGGGGCUGACUACCCCCUCUCCUCUCUCCACCCCCAAUCAGUACACCACUGCAUGAUCAAAGUGUGUGAGGCAAAAGGUAUUGUAUAACAAAGAAACAGGUUACCUGCGCACUAUCCCAAAGUGAUUUUGUAUGUCUGAAAAAAGUAUUGUAUGUAUCGCUGUAACGUAGACGUUAGUAUGUGUGUGUUCUUGUGUUAGUGUUAUAAUGCCUGUGUGUGUAUGUUUGCAUAUAUGUGUUAGUGUUACACAGGUACUCCCAUCUGCCAUUUGCAGAUACAAUAUACUCUGUGUGUCUGUGUAACAUAGCACAGUGUGUGGUUUUGUGACAUUUUGUUACAGAGUGUUAUAUCGUGUUACAGUGUUACACGGGUACUGCCAUCUGCCAUUCUUGGACACAUAUACUCUGUGUGUCUGUGUAACAUAGCAGAGUGUAUGUUUUUGUGACAUUGUGUUACAGAGGUUACAUUGUGUCACACAGUGUUACACAGGUACUCCCAUCUGCCAUUUGCAGAUACAAUAUACUCUGUGUGUCUGUGUAACAUAGCACAGUGUGUGUUUUUGUGACAUUGUGUUACAGAGUGUUAUAUUGUGUUACAGUGAUACACGGGUACUGCCAUCUGCCAUUCUUGGACACAUAUACUCUGUGUGUCUGUGUAACAUUGCAGAGUGUAUGUUUUUGUGACAUUGUGUUACAGAGGUUACAUUGUGUCACACAGUGUUACACAGGUACUCCCAUCUGCCUUUUGCAGACACAAUAUACUCUGUGUGUCUGUGUAACAUAGCACAGUGUGUGUUUUUAUGACAUUGUGUUACAGAGUGUUACAGAGGUACUCCCAUCUGCCAUUUGCAGACACAUAUACUCUGUGUGUCUGUGUAACAUAGCAUAGUGUGUAUUUUUGUGACAUUGUGCAUUGUUUCUGUGGGACACUACAUGAUGUGUAUUUUUGUGACAUUGUGCAGUGAGUGAUUGUGUGAUAUUGCAUAGAUUAUGUUUUUGUGACAUUAUGUAAUGUGUGCUUUUUUGUGACAUUGUGCAGUGAGUGAUAUUUAGACAUUGUAUAGUGAGUGACUUUGUGACAUCGUACAAUGAUUGAUUUUGUGACACUGCAUUGUGUGUGUAUGCGACAGAGUGCGUCCUUCUGGAUGAAAUAGUUUAUCUCUUGGACAGGGUGCGGUGCACAGUGUGUGUUCUGUGUCACACGUACAUUUAGAGCAAAGUUCUCGGGGUGUGUCACAGGGUGUUUAUAUGAGUGUCUGUGACUGCGUGUCACAAUAUUGUGUUUGUGUAUAACACAGUAUAGGGUGAGCGUGUCUGUGUAUAACACAGUAUAGGGUGAGUGUGUCUGUGUAUAACACAGUAUAGGGUGAGUGUGUCUGUGUAUAACACAGUAUAGGGUGAGUGUGUCUGUGUAUAACACAGUAUAGGGUGAGUGUGUCUGCGUAUAACACAGUAUUGGGUGAGUGUGUCUGUGUAUAACACAGUAUUGGGUGAGUGUGUCUGUGUAUAACACAGUAUAGGGUGAGCGUGUCUGCGUAUAACACAGUAUAGGGUGAGUGUGUCUGCGUAUAACACAGUAUAGGGUGAGCGUGUCUGUGUAUAACUCAGUAUUGGGUGAGCGUGUCUGCGUAUAACACAGUAUAGGGUAUGUAUUGUCAUAACACAAUACAAGUUAAGUAUAGGUUGAGAAGGAUAAGAGUUAAAUUUCUCCAUAUGUUGAGAGCUGGUGGACAAUGCAUGACAUCAUCAUAGGACCCAUCACACAACACUGGACAUCUUUAUAGCUUCCUGUCUUCCAGACUCCGUCUUGUUUCCCCUCACUCAUGAGUCUAAAUCUGUGUCCCAUACGAUCUGAUAGGCACAGCGCUCAAACUGGCUACAUCCAAGGAUUCACAGCUACAUAUUCUCCUACACUGCAAACUGUCUCCAUGAAACACUUUAACUAACUGUCUCCAUGAAAUACACUGCAUUUAUUAACUAACUGUCUCCAUGAAAUACACUGCAUUUAUAACUAACUGUCUCCAUUAAAUACACUGCAUUUAUAAACUAACUGUCUCCAUGAAAUACACUGGAUUUAUAAACUAACUGUCUCCAUGAAAUACACUGCAUUUAUAAACUAACUGUCUCCAUGAAAUACACUGGAUUUAUAAACUAACUGUCUCCAUGAAAUACACUGUAUUUAUAACUAACUGUCUCCAUGAAAUACACUGCAUUUAUAAACUAACUGUCUCCAUGAAAUACACUGCAUUUAUAAACUAACUGUCUCCAUGAAAUACACUGGAUUUAUAACUAACUGUCUCCAUUAAAUACACUGGAUUUAUAACUAACUGUCUCCAUGAAAUACACUGUAUUUAUAACUAACUGUCUCCAUGAAAUACACUGGAUUUAUAAACUAACUGUCUCCAUGAAAUACACUGGAUUUAUAAACUAACUGUCUCCAUGAAAUACACUGGAUUCAUUCACUACACAAUACAUUUUUGCAAAAAGAAAGAGAUUGCAAUAUUCAGGUGCAAUUCAGAAACUUGGGAGGUAUCUGAAGUGUUGUUUUGCCCAUGUAAUGAAAGGGUGACAGUCAGUGUAAGAUUAUGCUCUUGGGAAUUAAAUUAUUAUUACGCCCACAGGCAGACAUGAGUGGGGGAGCCAGCAUGGGGGCAGAUACAUAUCAUAUAUGGAGUAUGGAUAGAUAUAAAUAUGGCACUUUCUCAUUGCAUUCCUUCUCUCUGUUACAGUCUGUAAGACACAAAUCGCCCACGGACCACGUUCUCACCAGGUGUGUAUUUGCUGGGGUACCCUCUACGUGUAUGUUAGGAAACUUGGGUAGGGUUCUUACAACCAGUGAUCCAUCGUAUAGUUACAUAGUAAUUUCCAUUUCGGCUGUUGAUCCAAAAAUAAGGCAAAUGUUCCAAUUUAAUGCAUAUUUUCAUGUUCCUAUAAAUCGGAAAUUAAAUCCUUCUUGACUUAUAAGGGGCAAUCCGAUUUCUCCCUGUUAAUGUUCUGAAAAUCCACUAUUAUAUCCUUCAAUAUUCUGCUCCUCCACAUCUUCAUUGUUAUUACUGUAAAGAACACUUUGCCCUCCACCUCUUACGGCAUGAGGCAAUAAUGCUGACAACUAUCUGAGUUGUGAUGUCCUAGACCUGAAUUACCCCUCCAGCAAACUGCAACUUCUAUUUUAUUUACUCCUUAAUGUCGAGAGACUCACUGAAGCCACGUUGGAUUGUGGGGGCAUCCAGUGUAUCUAUAUGUACACGACUUCAAUUAUACCCUCGACGAGCACUACUGUUUGUACUGUCUGCACCUAUGUUAUGAGCUGUGUUCGCAAAUUAUUAUUAUUAUUAUUAUUAUAAUAUUUAUAGAGCGCCGUCAAAUUCCACAGCGCUUUACAAUGGGUGGACGAACAGACAUGUAGUUGUAACUAGACAAGUUGGACACACAGGAUCAGAGGGGUUGAGGGCCCUGCUCAAUGAGCUUACAUGCUAGAGGGAGUGGGGUAAAAUGACACAAAAAGGUAAGGAUAGUAUUAGACUAGUGACAGCUGCAGAAGAGGAAUCAGUCAGGAGCUAUUAAAGGGACACUAUAGUCACCUGAACAACUUUAGCUUAAUGAAGCAGUUUUGGUGUAUAGAACAUGCCCCUGCAGCCUCACUGCUCAAUCCUCUGCCAUUUAGGAGUUAAAUCCCUUUGUUUAUGUAAAACCAUUACCAAAAAACUCUAAAUAAAGAACACUUUGCUCUACUGGGGGCAAAAUUUAAUAACGUUGGAAAAGCGUUUCAAUUGAUUUAAUAUCUUUGGAUACAUUUUUUAAAUGAUGUGAUGCGUGUUAUGUUUAUAUAUUCUUUUUUUAUAUGACAUAUUUUUUUCAUCAUUUGAAAAGUUUAAUCAAAAAUAUUAAAUGGAGGCCUUCAGUAAUAUACUAUUUUGUAUUUUUUCACAUGAUUAACGCUGCAAUAAAAUUGAUCAUUUAUAUGCUAUCAAUCAGUAGCCGUCGACUCAGCAUUGUCCGUUUUUGUAGCUCUUAUAUUUUCACAUAAAACGCAAUGUGUUUCUUGUAGUGAUGGUCCAUGUAAUGUGCUUUGCUCUCUGCUCCUUCUCCUUCCAGAUGUCCCUGAUAUUUAACGAGGGGGGUUUAAAUGAAGUGACUCCCCCAUGCCUCUUGCAAAGCUUCAUUAAUCACAAUGCUACUCUUUACAAGGUAUUUGUGGUGGGGUCAGAACAUUUUGUGGUACGGAGACCCUCUCUGCGGAAUUUCCCCUUGGGAGAGACAGGUAAGUAAGAGAAUGUACUUAAAUUGGGAUUUAUUUAUAUUAAGGAAACACUCCAUUAAAAAAAUGUAAAAAUUAUAUAUAUAUAAAUGUGUGUGUUUAACGGUUUAGUCGAUAUACCCCCAAAGUAUAAUAUACAUGUAGUUUGUAUUGUAUGUCUCCUUUAUAUGAAAUCUUGUCAUGGAAUAGCUGCAGAUCUCUAGCCGUCCUCUUUUUACCCUGCCAGACUUUUUGUGGCUGUCCAAUCACAGACUUCCCAAUAUAGCACAAUGAGAAGUCUAUGCAAGGCAGGUGCUUUGAGCUACCUGAAAUUGGCCUUUUAAUAGAAUAAAACAAAAACCCUCACACAUUAAACACUUAGCAAGCUUUAUGUGUCUGGAGUGUUCCUUUAAUAUGUCUUAUGCAACAAUCACAAGUAAAAACACAAGUCCAGUGUCUGAACAUUAGCUCCUGGAACCAUCUUUUAUAGGUGUUUAACCCUAUGUUCCUUUAUACAUAUGGCAGUGUUAUAUCCCGGAUCCUGGGAAUUAAAAUGGGUUUUAGCUGAAUUUCUUUUAGUCACAUAAAAUACACUGAACAAAAUUAUAAACGCAACACUUUUGGUUUUGCCCCCAUUUUUCAUGAGCUGAACUCAAAGAUCUAAGACUUUUUUUCUAUGUACACAAAAGGCCUAUUUCUCUCAAAUAUUGUUCACAAAUCUGUCUAAAUCUGUGUUAGUGAGCACUUCUCCUUCACUGAGAUAAUCCAUCCACCUCACAGGUGUGGCAUAUCAAGAUGCUGAUUAGACAGCAUGAUUAUUGCACAGGUGUGCCUGGGCUGGCCACAAUAAAAGGCCACUCUAAAUGUGCAGUUUUAUUACCCAGCAAAAUGCCACAGAUGUUGCAAGUUUUGAAGGAGCGUGCAAUUGGCAUGCUGACUGCAGGAAUGUCCACCAGAGCUGUUGCCCAUGAAUUGAAUGGUCAUUUCUUUACCAUAAGCUGUCUUCAAAGACGUUUCAGAGAAUUUGAUGGUACAUCCAACCAGCCUCACAACCGAAGACCACGUGUAACCACACAGCCCAGGACCUCCACAUCCAGCAUCUUCACCUCAAAAACCAGCCACCCGGACAGCUGCUGCAACAAUCUGUUUGCAUAACCAAAGAAUUUUUGCACAAAAUGUCAGAAACCAUCUCAGGGAAGCUCAUCUGCAUGCUUGUCAUCCUCAUCAGGGUCUCGACCUGACCUCAGUUCGUCGUCGUAAGCUAAUGGAAUGGGCAAAUGCUCAAAUUCAAUGGUGUCUGGCACUCUGGAGAGGUGUUCUCUUCACGGAUGAAUCUCGGUUAUCACUGUACAGGGCAGAUGGCAGACAGCAUGUAUGGCGCCGUGUGGGUGAGCAGUUUUCUGAUGUCAACGUUGUGGAUCGAGUGGCCCAUGGUGGCGGUGGGGUUAUGGUAUGGGCAGGCAUAUGCUAUAGACAACGAACACAGGUGCAUUUUAAUGAUGACAUUUUGAAUGCACAGAGAUACCGUGACCCAUUGUUGUGCCAUUCAUCCACGACCAUCACCCUUUAUGUUGCAGCAUGAUAAUGCACGGCCCCAUGUUGCAAGGAUCUGUACACAACAGAUCCUGGAAGCAGAAAACAUCCCAGUUCUUGCAUGGCCAGCAUACUCACCGGACAUGUCACCCAGUGAGCAUGUUCAGGAUGCUCUGGAUCUGCAUAUACGACAGCGUGUUCUAGGUCCUGCCAAUAUUCAGCAACUUCGCACAGCCAUUGAAGAGGAGUGGACCAACAUUCCACAGGCCAUAAUUCAACAACCUGAUCAACUCUAUGCGAAGGAGAUGUGUUAGCGUGAGGCAAAUGGUGGUCACACCAGAUACUGACUGGUUUUCGGACGCCCCCGUAUCCCACCCAAUACAGUAAAACUGCAUAUUUUAGAGUGGCCGUUUAUGGUGGUAAGCCUAAGGCACACCUGUGCAAUAAUCAUGCUGUCUAAUCAGCAUCUUGAUAUGCCACACCUGUGAGGUGGAUAGAUUAUCUCGGCAAAGGAGAAGUGCUCACUAACACAGAUUUAGACAGAUUUAUGAACAAUAUUUGAGAAUGUGACGAAAGCCACUUCGCCACUGGGUUGGAGGGGAGUACUUGCCAGCCUUUUGCCCUGUGACUAUGGCCCCUUUAAUUUAUUGUGGUUGAGAGACCGUAUAUGUGGCUAUUGGGACUUUAAACAAUGGUUCUUCGAGCUCCCGAACAGUCAAAGUGGCCGCCAUUCGACAUUCGGCCAUCAUGUUCGCAUAGACCAAAACCACGAAUAGACUUCAGGUGGACUUAGCCGCAAAUGCCCUGGAAUUAUUUUCAGCAUGAAAACCUUGUAGUUCCCAGUCGGUCCUCCAGUGGCACUUAGCCACGAUUCUAUGGAACUGUUUUGGGCAUGGGACCGUGCCUGCACCUGGGCAAAACUAUGACCUCCAUAAAAUUCCUGAACCCCUGAUUUGAUCUGGGCAAUUUUUAGAUAUGUUGUUCACCCAGAUCAGGGCUAUCAGGGGAUGUAUGGGAUAUGUUGUAUUUUGAGGUACUUAUUGGACUUUAUAUAAAUAUCUGUUUUUUUUGGUUUGGGGAUAAUUAAGUUAAUGUAUUAUCGACCUUAAUUGUAUCACAUGCAGAGGGGAGGGAUUGUGUCCUGUAUGUGGGAGUGUUGUUCAUUGUUACAUUGUUUCUAUUGGCUUGUACACUUUGUGUCCCUGUGCCCAACAAGGUCCACCUGGGCAUCACCCUUGUUGGGAAACCUGCAUAAAAGGCCAGUGUGCCUCCAUUAAAAUUGAGUUCCUGUUUGACCCUCAACACGUAGUCUUGUCUCGUGAUUGGAGGGGAACAGCUAUAUUCACACUGGGGAUUGCUAUACUCUUUAUACCCCCUUGGGCUCUAAUCACUAGCUCUUCUAAGAGCUGUUCCUGCUACGCUCUCCUGGAGGAGAGGUCUUUCCCACACGGUCCUGGAUGCCAGAGGUUCAUACAGGGUGGAAGGAAGACGGCGAGAUUCCAGUUAAGUUAAGGCGGUUGUGGAGUCUGCUGUGCUUGUGGUGUCCGGUGCGGUGCUUAUAGUCCUCAGCGUCAGCUAGGAAGCAUCUGUUGACAGAGGUGCCAAGUCGGGGUGCCAGGUCAUCCGUUACAGAGACAUAGGCCUUUUGUGUACAUAGAAAAAGUCUUAGAUCUUUGAGUACAGCUCAUGAAAAGUGGGGCAAAAACAAAAGUGUUGCGUUGAUAAAUUUGUCCUGUGUAACACUGUGAAGAUGAAAAAUAUUUAUUGUUUUUGGUUUUUUUGGCUGGGGGGAGGGGUGUGGGGGUUUGAUAUAUUUGGUAAGAAUAACUUAUUAAACCCUAUUUGUCGAUCUAUCUAAUUUUUACAGAAAAUAUUUGGUGAAAGGUUCUCAUGUCCAAUGGGGUCCAAACAGAACAGUUUGGGUUGACAUAAAACUCUCCACAGGUUUAUUCUUUAAAGUGUGUUUUUAAUGCAGCGUAGUGUGUCCAAACAAGUAAUGUAGAAUUGCAAGUCUCUGCGUAAUUAUAUUUAUCGAUCAGCAAAAAUGUUAAAACCCCUUGUGCUGAAAAUGCCACCUAAUCUGACGAAGGGUUGCCUGAAAUUUUGCCAUUUUAGAAAUAGUAACAUUUGAUUUUGGUAAAUGUUUCAAACUACGAUUGAUAAUAUAGAAGAUUCUGUACAGAUAAGUGAACCCUCGAUGCAACGCACUGCGCAAAGUUCUUAAUAUGAAAGAAGGGAAGAGGAGCGACAUUUUAAAUAAUUUUGAAUUGAAAAGAAAUGUCCUGUUGUGGGAAAGUGAUUUGAGUCUUAUUUUUGUAACAGUCUCCUUGCUACCAUUUAUGACCAGGGAACCUUAUUUUUCUUUCCAGAUGAAAAGACCAUUUUCUUCAACAGUCAUGAGGUUUCCAAGGCCGAGUCCUGUUCCCACCUCUCACAAGUGAGUCACUGUCACACUAGUAAAUGGACCAAGCAGCUGAGUCCUCACUCCGCCAACUGCCCGACAAUUCUUGAUGUUCAGUAAGCUGCUGCCAUGGCUUCUAUGUCCAAGCCAAGGCUUCACUUAUUGGUCAAUAUCGGUGAUCCACCAUUCUCUCCUUCCAGGCGAUGCCAUGCCCAGAGGUUCACCCGCCACCAGCAGCGAUAGUGAAAAAAGUGGUACAGAGCCUCCAGGAGGCCCUUGGUAUGUCGCUAUUCGGAGUGGAUGUUAUCGUCGAUACACAGAGCGGCCGAUGCGCAGUCAUUGAUGUCAAUGCAUUUCCAGGUAUGAUGAGAGAGAAGUCUUUCCUGGAGAUAAGGAGUACUGUCAGAGGAGACAGGUAACAAAGUAACUCUGUAGAAAGUGAAUAGGUGGCACGGAGGAUUUGGAUUUAUAUAACCCAGCUUGGUAAAAGAGGUUUGAUUAUAACUUCUGUGUGGCUUACAAUACCAGGCGUGUGCUGAAGGAUAUUCCCACUUCGUAUGGUGAUGAUUCAGGAUGGGAUAAUUAUAAUAAUGAGCCACGUGGUGUUCAAUAUAAUGACCUCAAAUAUUUGGAGAACCCCUCAGUCUAUUACUAUAUGCCCCAUGUCAACCUAAUUUAUGUUCCCAAACCAAGAGUUCCACAAGCCCACCAAUUUAGUGUUUAGCAAAAUCUCCUAAAGGCACACUGAAUUUUAAUUAUAAGUCUAAGCCGCACAUACAGCUUGAAGCUGUCAUUGUGGAUUUUGGCCACUAGGUGGGGAACUUUACUUGGAAUUGAACAAUAAAGAAAUCUGUUGGUUCAGAGCCUUGUGUCCUCCCUGGAUAGAACAAAUAUUGAGGCUAUUUCACAAAUUUCAUAUUUAAAACCAAAAUGGACAAAAUGGAAGCAUAGCUGACGUAGAGAAUUUUUACAGUUCAACUAUUUUGUCCUUAAAAUUGAAAUUCACUUUGAAUUCCCAACAAUUCGUACUUUCGUGAAAAAUAUAAUUUUACAUUUUUGAAAAAUAAAUCUGUAUUAUUCCCGGUCCCUCUGGAUAUCAGCCUGGUCCUUAUAACCCAAAGCAAUAUAUGUGCCAGUAGUGCCGAAUAUCUCUCCUAAUAUGUUGUUUCUGCAUGCAGUGUUUGUGGUGGAGCAGCACCCCCGUAGUGAAGGCAGGUUCUUUUUGGGAAAGAAGAUAGAUCCCUCAACCUUUUUAUUUUUUUUCUAGGCUAUGAAGGUGUCCCCGAGUUCUUUCCAGCGCUCCUCUCUCAUGUUGAAAAACUCCUUGAAGAUCCCAAGGAGCCAUCCCCAGACCCCCCUGCAGAAGCUCCCCAGAUCCUGCGAGGACCUGCUCCCUCAAACUCCUGGGUGGCAGACUCGGCUUUAGCAGAUCCAUAUAAAAAGAGCCUCCCCGAUACCCCCUAUUUUAAUUUGUGUACCCCCAGCCUUUCGGAUGACUGGUGACAGAAUUGGUAGGUAAAUUAAUCUUCCAAGGCAAGAGCUGCAGGGGAUAAUAUGGCUUUCUCCUUCCAUAAGCUCCAUCCUUGGACUUACUUGUGUGCUUCUCUUUAUUGGCCGAUGCCUUUUCACCUAACUGACAUGAUGAAGGGUCAGGUGGGAUUACAGAUCAAUGCUAAUAUGGUCUUUUUAAUUGAGAAAAAGGAGGCAUAACUCUUUUUUUUCUGUGUCCCCCACUCCCUCCACAUUAUCAGUUCUCCGAUAUCAAAUGUUCAUUGUUUUUUGUUUUUUUUAUUGGUUAUUACGGCAAACAAUACUGAGAGCAAAUGACCUCACAUUAUAGAAAUGUACAUGUAGGAAAACUUUCCCCGUAUUCAGAACCAAGAAAACAUCCCGCCCGCUGCCCCAGACAGAACAAUGCAGCCAGUUUACAACAAAUAAAAGAUUUUAAAAAUUCUCAAACUAAGGAAUGUGUGCUGGAUAGAGUCUACUUGGAGCAAGAGAAGAUAUUCAAUGAUCCUAUGUCUGUGGUUGCAGCCCGACGUCCCUACAUGUUCUGCUGGCCACCUUCUAGGACAGUCACAGGCCGACCUAGCCCAGGGUCUUAGCACAUGUAAUGAGAUGCUUUGGGGGUAUUUGGACUUGUUUUUUCCCUUCUACCCAGCUAGAGCCCAAACAUUUUAUGUGAAGCUCACUCAAAGCUAAGCCACAAGAGGAUUGGCUCCAUGUAUUCUAACAGUAUAAAGCCAGCCUUGGAAGAUCAGAAAUUAUGUAUGUACACAGGAUAGUGGAAAGCAGACAAGGAAGACGCAAGGUUAAGCACUAGCUUUAGGGUCAACCUUGGCGCAGCUGCUGUAGUCUCUCUGCAGUUUUCCUCAGCUCUCUCUCCACCUCCUGCAGGUCCUGCUCCUGUGGAGAAAGCACAGAAUACUGUAAACAUCAUACAACGCAUACAAAAAAAUGGACAAAUGAUUUUCUGUGACAUCACAGACUUUGUUUCAACUAUCAAAAUACGUUUACUAGUCACACCCUAAAUCUCAGGCUUUGGUUCAUGAGACGAAAGUCCUGCUCUAACACUAUGUGCCGGAUUCUCCAAAGAACAAACUGUUUUCUGCCGUUUAAAGGUGUGAUUACAGCAGGUAUCAAGGUCCAGUAUUUCAGCUAUAUCCAUAAUGGUUGCAAAUGGUGUCAGAGACAUAAAUUACUAAUGGCAAGCACACAAAUUUGAACGUUAUGGAGGUUAUCUGGUUCUCUGUAAAUGUAAUUUUCCAUUCAUCUUCGAUGUUUAUGAAACUAAAGGUUUUUAUGAUCCUGACACAUGAGAAGAGCUGGACUAACCAGUUUCAACUAACAAACCAUGCUUUUUUGAAUUCAUUGCUGUUCGUGUGUCCAAAAGUCUGCGUGUGACCCACAUUCCUGCGACUCUCUAUCCCUCAGCACUUUUCUCCAUUCUUCUCAUGACCCAAUAUUUUCCACCUCCACCUGUUCGUUCUUCUUAAGACCCAAUAUUUUGCAUCUCUAUCUGCCUGUUCUUCUCAAUCCCUAAGAGUUUCCAUCUCUAUCUGUUAAUUCUUUUCAUGCCCCAAUAUUUUCCAUCUCUAUCUGUUCGUUCAUCUCAUGACCCAAGACUCUGUAUUUAUGCAUUUUAAUUUGUCUCAUUUUUAAAAAAAAUUCUAGAAGUUUGUGGGCUUGCAGGUAGAGCUUCCAAAACUUGUGUUUCUUUUUUUUUUUUGUGUCUGUUAUCAAUCUCUUUGUUCAGACAGACGCACGCGCGUGCGCGCGCAUACACACACACACACACACACACACACACACACACACACACACACCCUCUCUCUCUCUCAUUUUAGGGCUUCUUCAUUGAACAGUGAAUUGUAGAGCAUUAAAAUUUAAGUUGAAUUUGAGAUUUUUCCAGGUAAUUGGUCUUAUAAUUUACUAUUUAGUGAAUAAAGUCUUUAGUGACACCAUGGUUGGAGUCUCAAAUGCAUGCAGUCCCUGUGACAUACUGUUUUAACUUUUGGUACUUCCAUGACUUCUUGCGCACCAGAGCUUAUUCCAUGAUAUCAAAUAAACCAUUUAAUUCCACAUAUCGAAACAGUGUCUUUAUUACAGGAAACAGACAUAAU